This is a messenger RNA of Symsagittifera roscoffensis, 1947 nucleotides long. Its product is annotated as DNA cross-link repair 1A protein-like. The coding region runs from base 213 to 1859 and encodes 548 amino acids. The record is from RefSeq and is a predicted model, not a curated record. Gene Ontology annotation, molecular function: damaged DNA binding; 5'-3' DNA exonuclease activity. Gene Ontology annotation, biological process: double-strand break repair via nonhomologous end joining; interstrand cross-link repair. The transcript has 2 exons. NCBI's taxonomy places the organism in Eukaryota, Metazoa, Xenacoelomorpha, Acoela, Convolutidae.
GGGGAGAAAUUGAUCACAUGGGCCCUAACUUUUUUCGGCCUCGUUUCUUACUGACAUAACAAUUUUCAAAGAGAAGAGCAGGAAAAAGUGGUAAUGUACAUGGAGUAUUAACUAAGCGUUAAGAAAAACUCAACAAAAAGUCAGGGUGUGCACUCCAAACGUUAGUUGAGUCUUAAAAAAUACCUGGCAGUUUUAGAUGAAUUGAAUUUUCAAUGAAUAAACGGAAAGCAGUGGGUUCAACUCCAGCCAAAAUUUCUAGCUCAGCCAAGAAACCGAAGCAAAAAUCAAUCCAUGCUUUUUUCGGUGGAGGAAGUGCGUUUCAGAAGGAAAAGACGACGAAGAUAAAAGGUUUUCACACAGCUGUUGCGAUAAAGAAAACACAUGUUAAAACGACUUCAGAAAUUGUCAGUCUGAGUAGUGACGAGGAAGAGGAUGAAAUCAAGACGAAAAUUGAGAAAAAACCAACCAGUAAAUCGAACAUUAAAAACACCUCUGAGAAUGCUAGGUUGAUUUAUGGAAAAGCUCGGAAAUUAGAAAAAAAUGAGGUUUGCGAUUUGAAUAUUGAUGAUGAAAUCUGUUACUCGCCAAUAUCCGAAUUUGAAUCAGGUUGUCAGGAUAAAACACUAGAGGCUUCAAUUAGAACGGAUAGUCCAUCUUGUCAUAAGAAAACCGAAAUAACUCUGAAUACUGAAUCAGAUUUAGCGAAUAAAAAACGGGACGCGAAAUCCUUAAUAUUGAAACCACAACCAAUGGUUGCCUCGCAUGCGAAAAAAGUAAAGCAAUGCCGAUUUUCCAAUGAUAUGUCGGGAAUUGAAAACGGAAUGAAAAAGUGUCCGUUUUUUAAGCGAAUACCAAACACAAAUUUUGUAGUGGACGCCUUUUCGUACGGGAGAAUCGACAAAAUAUCAGCUUACUUUCUGUCGCAUUUCCAUUACGACCAUUACAUGGGACUGAACAAAAACUUCACUGGCAAAGUAUACUGCAACGAAAUAACAGCCAAACUUUGUAAGCUGAAACUUGGUUUGCCAGAGCAUAAAUUAGUUGUUCUGCCGAUGAAUACCUUGACGGCUGUGAAUGGAAUUGAGGUUUUGUUAUUAGAUGCAAAUCACUGUCCUGGAUCUUGCAUGUUUCUGUUUAUUCUGAGUGAUUUUGUAAUUUACCUGCACACUGGAGAUUUCAGAGCGAGUGAGAGUUGCUCCGAGCUGUGGACAAAUCUGGAGCCGUAUCGCACUCGAAUGGCGACUUUGUUUCUGGACACGACCUACUUAAACCCUACUUACGCGUUUCCUUCUCAGGUUGAAAUUGUGAACAAAGUGGCCGAAUUGGUUCUGUCAUUGGUCGAGAAAAGAGGAAAGAACAAUAUUUUGUUCGUUUUCGGCUCCUACACAAUCGGUAAAGAGAGAUUGUUUUUAAAAGUUGCCGAAGUGUUAGAUGCAAAAAUCUCAGUCGAUAAACCGAAAUUCGAUAUUUUGAAUUGCUUCGACUGGCCUGAAAUUUCUCAACGUGUUGAGUUGCGAUCGAAAUUAGCGAUGAUUGUAGUAAAACCAAUGCAAGAAAUUAAAGUGCAAAAUUUAAGAUACCUCAGUACGAAAUUAACAGGUUCUCGUAGAUUUAGUCACGUGGUAGGGUUCAUACCUACGGGAUGGUCGCAGAGCAAAGGGUUUAGUUUAGAGGACAGCUUACACCCGUCGUCAGAGCAAGGAAAUAUUAGUAUUUAUUCGGUUCCUUACAGUGAACACUCGAGCUUCGAAGAAUUGAAGCAGUUUGUUCAGUUUUUGAAACCGAAAGAAGUCAUACCGACAGUUGGACACAACUACAAAGAAAUGCAGAAUUAUAUUCAAUCGUGGCUGAAAGAUUGAACUGUUUGACACUAAUAGAAAAUGAUUUGAUUUAGUUUGAUUUGUUUGUAUUUAUACGAGCUUGCUGGAAUUUGAUUGUUUUAGAUGG